CGGGCGCGAGGGCCGAGCGCGGGCAGGACCCGCGCCUCUUCCUCGGCUUUGGCUAGGGGGAGGGAAUCCUCAUCUGCGACAGUUCCCUGUAGCCCAGGCUGGCUCCGAGCUUGCUGUUUUCCAGCUCACCACUGUCAUUAAUACCUUGACUUUUAUUUUUUUAAGUUUGCCUGUGUGGACCCGCUUGUGACGAUCGGAGGAGCACUUGUGAGAGUUCUUUACUUUCACGUGGGACCACGCCUGAAAUCGCCUUUAGUUAGGCCCAGUCAUUUUUUUAAAAAUUAUUAUUAUUUACGUGUAUGUGGGUAUGUGCCCGGCAGUGGUGUGCUGUAAGCGGGAAGUGCAAGCGAGUGUUGGAAAUUGAACUUAGGUCCUCUGCAAAAACAGUCCAUCCACUGAGCCACCUCUCCAGCCCAAAGUAUUUUUUAAGACCUCCUGCAGGUGUCACCACCUACCUCAAGAAAUCCAUGGCUAGAGGCUAAAUAGGGGUGUUUACACCCUAUUUACAAAACAACGGUUUGUACAGCCAGCUGAAGUGAUUCAUUCAGGAAGGUGAAAGGCAUUUUGUGGGUUUGUUUGAGACUGGGUCUCUCUGUAGUCUCGGCUGUCCUGGAACUUGCUGAGUUGUGAGUUGCCUGGCCUUGAACUCACAGAAGUCUUGCUUCUGCCUCCAUAGUGCUGCGAUCAAAGGUGUGUGCCACUAUGCCUGACAGCGUUUAAUGUUUUUAAUUGGAGAGAGUUGGUAACUUGUUACCGUUGUGGAAACCACACAGAAAGAUGUAAGAAGGGAAGUCACUUUGAAGAUUAGUUUGGGUGAUGUCAGUAUUGUGAAACUGACUUCAUUCUAAAUCCAAAUAAGAAACUCCUGAGUUACUGCAAAGAAAUGGGCUCCUCUGCCAGGUAAUAAAUCACCUUGCUUUCUAGUGGCUACUCAAGGAGCCCAGGAGCGCUCGAGACCGGCCUUUGCCUUAACAGAGAAACCCUUUCCUGGGAAGCCCAGGGCGAAUUUGCUUUCUUGGCAAGGAGAGGCAGGCCAGGGCCUCUUCCUGCAUCUGGACUGUGUUGGUCUAGAUUUGCUUAGUGGUGCUGGGGAACCAACACUGGGCUUACCAUAGGCGGAAGCCCACACGUGCUAUAAAGAUUAUUAUGAUUGCCAGCUCCUGGCAGGAAUUGCAGUGACCCUCUCAUGCUGCUUCCCUCCCCUGCUGCUCCCAAUCCUCUCCCCCUCUCUUUUUCUUUUAAGCAGUAAUGGCAAGCAGGCACAGGCUGGCAAGCAGGUGCUUUGCCACUGAACUGUCCUCCCAGCAUUUCAGUUAUUUAGAAAAGUGAUCAAAAUAUCUCGCUUCAGUUUUACUCUGUAAAGGCUCUCAACAAUGGUAGAAUCCUCUUCUAGUAUUUUCCAGGGUUUAAGGUAGCCCAGGCUAGCCUGUUCCCAAGGCCUAGCCCAGAUGGCCUUGAAAUCCUGAUCCUCCUUUGUUUUAAUUUCCCAAGUGUUUGUUUUGUUGCUAUUGGUUAAUACAGGCUUCAUUUUGUAGACUAGGCUAACCUUGGGAGGUUAGAGACAGGAGUGGGCCCUAGAGGCCCAAGAGAAAGAAACAAGGAACAGCCAUGUGGGCUGAUUAAUGGUCAGACCUGGUAUUUGUUAGAAACUGGUGGGUACUCUCCUGUUUGUGAAGACUGACCGUAUCUGCCCUGCAACUCCCCCAUCCCAAUUCUAACCAUAGCUGCCUACUAGUUAAAAUACCAAUCACUAUAUAUAUAACUAAAAAUAGAGGACCAAGCCAGAAAUGUAUAGAAGUACAAUCUUGUGCUAUUAGGAACUCUGUACCCUCUGAGGCUGACCCUCUAGAGAUAGUCUGCCUCCUACUUAGAGCAGCUUGGCUAUCUCAUCCUUUGGUUUGAUCUCUUGCAACACUUGAAUUUGUGCUAGUCCCUUGCCACAGCCUCCCAAACCCAGGGAUUAUAGAUUUGAACCACCAAGUGUAGCUUUAGUUAUUACUUAUGUGUAUUUUAAAAGGAGAGGACUCACUUUUUGUUUGUGUUGAAAUGGUGCCUCAUGCAGUCCAGGAUAGCCCAAACUCUCUAUGUAUCUAAGGAUGACCCAGUUCUCUUGCUGACUCCCCAGUGCUGAGAUUACAUGCUUGAGUCACCAUAGUCAGACACCUAGUUUAUGUAGGGCUGGGGAUCAUAAUGACCCCGGGUUUAUAUGUGCUUGGCAAGCACUGUACCAACUGAGCCCUGGCACCAGUCUUUAUGACAGGAAUGUGUCAUUCCCCUGCGCCCUCCUUCUUUCAGUUUAAGGUUUUCAGAUUAAACAAAACUAGAAGAUUGCCUCCCAGACAGUACAGUCAAGCUGCUGCACAUCUCACGGCUCUGAGAGGAUGGUCUUUCCGUUUACUCUCUAGGCUUCAGGAGAAGGUGGAAGCUUUCUUUCCUAAAACAGUUCUGAGCCAAGGAGUGGACAACCGGUACCUGGUGCUAGCUGCUGAGACUGUGCAGAACGAAAGAGGAGAUGAAGAGAAGCGCUUGCUCAUCACUGCGUCCCAGGAGCUGGAGCCUGAGGAGCUGUGCAUCCUGAGGAAUGGCUGGUGUUCGGUGCCAGUGGAGCCCGGGGACAUCAUUCACUUAGAGGGAGCCCGCACGUCUGAGGCGUGGGUAAUCGAUGAUGACUCGGGGUAUUUUAUUCUGUACCCAGACAUGCUGAUCUCAGGGACGAGUGUCGCCAGUAGUAUUCGGUGCCUGAGAAGAGCUGUCCUGAGCGAGACGUUCAGGGUUUCUGAUCCGGCCACUCGCCAAAUGCUGAUUGGUACCAUUCUCCACGAAGUCUUUCAGAAAGCCAUAAGUGAGAGCUUUGCCCCAGAAAGGCUGCCAGAGCUUGCUUUUCAAACUGUCCAAGAACUAAAGCAUCUGAAGGAAAUGUAUCGCUUAAAUCUGAGUCAAGAAGAAAUAAAAUGUGAAGUUGAGGAGUACCUGCCCUCCUUCUCUAAGUGGGCCGAGGACUUCAUGAAGAAAGGCCCUUCCACGGAAUUCCCUCGUGUGCAGCUCUCUCUGCCAAGUGAUGGUAGUACCAGAAGUUCAUCUUGUAACAUUGAAGUGAUAAAGUCCCUGGAUAUUGAAGAAAGCAUCUGGUCCCCUAGGUUUGGAUUGAAGGGCAAAAUAGAUGUUACAAUUGGUGUCAAAAUACAUCGAGAUUGUAAAACAAAAUAUAAGAUUAUGCCACUGGAGCUUAAAACUGGCAAGGAGUCAAAUUCUAUCGAACACCGAAGUCAGGUGAUCCUGUACACGCUGCUCAGCCAGGAGAGACGGGAGGACCCUGAGGCCGGCUGGCUCCUCUACCUCAAGACCGGGCAGAUGUACCCUGUGCCAGCCAACCACUUGGACAAAAGAGAACUGCUGAAGCUCAGGAACCAGCUGGCCUUCUGUCUGCUGCACCGUGUGAGCAGAGCUGCCGCUGGGGAGGAGGCUCGGCUUUCUGCCUUGCCCCAGAUAAUCGAGGAAGAGAAAACCUGUCACUAUUGUUCACAGAUGGGCAACUGUGCUCUUUACAGCAGAGCAGUUGAGAAACACGUGGAUGACACUUCCAUCCCAGAAGGCAUGCUGUCUAAAAUCCAAGAAGAAACCCGGCACCUGAAUCUCACACACUUGAAGUAUUUUGGCCUGUGGUGUCUCAUGUUAACCUUGGAGUCACAGUCGAAAGAGAAUAGAAAGAAUCACCAAAAUAUCUGGCUAGCGCCGGCUUCCGAAAUGGAGGAGAGUGGCAACUGCGUUGGAAACCUCAUCAGGACCCAGCCUGUAAAGAGAGUUUGUGAUGGACAGCACUUACAUAGGUUUCAGCGGAAAAAUGGUUCUAUGCCAGUGACCAAUCUGAUGGCGGGUGACAGGAUUAUUUUAAGCGGAGAAGAGAGAAAACUGUUUGCUCUGUCUAGAGGCUACGUGAAGACGAUUAGCUCAGCAGCGGUGACCUGCUUGCUAGACAGGAACUUGUCGACACUCCCAGAAGCAACGUUGUUCAGAUUAGACCGGGAAGAAAAAAACUGUGAUAUAAAUACCCCAUUAGGAAAUCUCUCUAAAUUGAUGGAAAACUCGGAUACCAGCAAAAGACUUCGAGAAUUAAUCAUUGAUUUCAGGGAACCUCAGUUUGUAGCCUACCUCAGCUCCGUUCUUCCACAUGACGCGAAGGAUACGGUGGCCAACAUUCUAAAGGGUUUGAAUAAGCCCCAGAGGCAAGCAAUGAAGAAAGUUCUUCUUUCGAAAGACUACACACUCAUCGUCGGGAUGCCAGGGACAGGAAAGACAACCACAAUAUGCGCUCUUGUGAGGAUCCUCUCUGCGUGUGGUUUCAGUGUCCUGUUGACCAGCUACACGCACUCUGCUGUUGACAAUAUUCUCUUGAAGUUAGCCAAGUUUAAAAUAGGAUUUUUGCGUUUGGGCCAGUCUCAUAAGGUCCAUCCAGAUAUCCAGAAGUUUACAGAGGAGGAGAUUUGCAGAUCAAGGUCCAUUAAGUCCUUGGGCCAUCUAGAAGAACUCUAUAAUAGCCACCUUAUAGUUGCAACAACCUGUAUGGGAAUAAACCAUCCAAUAUUUUCCCGGAAAACCUUUGAUUUCUGUAUUGUGGACGAAGCCUCUCAAAUUAGUCAGCCCGUUUGCUUGGGCCCUCUUUUUUUUUCUCGGAGAUUUGUGUUGGUGGGGGACCAUCAGCAACUUCCACCUCUGGUUCUAAACCGGGAAGCAAGAGCCCUGGGCAUGAGCGAGAGCUUGUUCAAGAGGCUGGAGCAGAACAGGAGCGCCGUGGUGCCGCUGACGGCGCAGUACAGGAUGAACAGUAAGAUUAUGUCCUUAAGCAAUAAGCUGACGUACGAAGGGAAGCUGGAGUGUGGAUCGGACAGAGUGGCCAACGCGGUGAUGACCCUGCCCAACCUCAAGGACGUCAAGCUCAACCUGGAGUUCUAUGCCGAUUAUUCCGACAAUCCCUGGCUGGCUGGAGUGUUUGAGCCGGGCAAUCCUGUUUGUUUCCUUAAUACGGAUAAGGUCCCAGCUCCAGAACAAAUUGAAAAUGGUGGCGUGAGCAACCUCACAGAAGCCAGACUCAUCGUCUUCCUGACCGAAACCUUUAUUAAGGCUGGCUGCAGCCCCUCGCAUAUGGGCAUCAUCGCACCGUACCGGCAGCAGCUCAGGAUCAUCAAUGACUUGCUGGCGCGUUCUUCUGUGGGGCUGGUUGAGGUGAACACAGUAGACAAAUACCAGGGAAGGGACAAGAGCCUCAUCCUGGUGUCCUUUGUACGGAGUAAUAAGGAUGGAACUCUUGGUGAGCUCCUGAAAGAUUGGCGACGGCUCAAUGUGGCGAUAACCAGAGCCAAACACAAGCUGGUCCUCCUGGGCAGCGUGUCCUCGCUGCAGCGCUUCCCUCCUCUGGAGAAGCUCCUUGACCAUCUGAACGCCGAGCAGCUGAUAUCCUUGCUCACUUGUGUGGUCACUUGGGCUUGGCUGCUGUAGCUUUGUGUUCUUGAGUGAAUGGAGACUCCUUGUCUUCUUUUUUCGUGGGCAGAUUUCGAAGACUGUUUUGGGGUCUGGGGAAUUGGCUCAGAGGUUAAGAGCACUGGCUGUCUUCCAAAGGUCCUGAGUUUAAGUCCCAGCAACUACCUGGUGGCUCAUAACCAUCUACAGUGAGAUCUGGUGCCCUCUUAGACAGUUUUGAUGGAGGAAGGGAGCGUUUCACAGCUAGUCCUGCCCAGCUAUCAGUGACAUAAUGGUGAUGGGGCCGGGAUGGUCUGGAGCGAGCAAGGGAGAGGAAAGAGCCUCGUCUGCCUCCCGGAACCUGUGUGCGCAGGAGUGGGCUCUACCUUCUGGUUCUCUAGCCCCAGAUAUUUUAUCUUGAUACAAAGCGAAGUGUUAGGUAUAACUGGAAGAAUCAGGCUAGGUGUGGUAUAGAGUGGUAUCUACCUUUGCUCCCAGCACUCAGGAGGCAGAGGCAGGUGGAUCUCUGCAUUUGGGGGCCGGCCUGGUCUACAGAGUGAAUUCAAAGACAGCUAAGGCUUGUAUUAGACCACCUCAAAAAGUGGGGGAGGUGGUGGAGGGCUGGCCAAGGCUGCCCUAGAACUCUUGAAGUUGCUGUGUCAGCCUCCUGCUUGGUGGGUUGGAGGCAUGUUCCAUAAUGCCUGGCACUCGUUCAUAGACUCAGAGGCAGUCUCUAUGGAACCCUGGCCCGUAGACUCCGAUCCUCCCCAGUGGUGUGUUAAAGCCAGUCCUUAAACUGUGGUUCUCAUCCCCUUUGUGGGUGGUAAAUGACCCUUUCACGGGGUUCACAUACGAGAUAUCCUGCAUAUCAGAUAGUUACAGUACAGUUGAUAAUAGUAGCAAAAUUACAAGUAUGAAGUAGCAGUGAAAUAAUUUUAUGUUUGGGGUCACCACAACAUGAGGAAGUGCGUUAAAAGGUCGCAGCAUCAGGAAGGUUGAGAAGCACUGUGUUAAAGUUUGCAUUACUUUUCAAAUUGGUCUAUGAGGUAAAGUCUCAGGUAUCCCAGGUUGGCCGUGGAUUGACCAUAACUGAAGGUGACCUUGAAGUUCUGGUCCUUCACUGCCUGGUAUUCAGGAAUGGGCCACCACACCUGGCUUUCUGUUAUUUUUUUAAGUAGAUUAUCCUCCCGUGGGGGCUCAUGUUUGCCCAGGUUAUCAUCCAACUUCCUGUAUAACAAACAAUGGUCUUGAACUCCUGACCCUCCUGCCUCCACCUCCCAAGGACUGAGGCUACAGAUGUGCACUGCUGUGCACAGGUAUUCAUUGAAUCUAUUUUCCUCAAUUUGUCUUACAUCGUCGACCUGCCAUCACGAGAGCAUGAGAGUCUCUGCCACAUACUGGGCGACUGUCAAAGAGAAUGAAGCCCUGCGCUGCCUCCGUGUCACAGGCAUUGACGGUGUCACGUGAUGACCCAGCUUGGGUUUGCUGGGAAUGCCAGGAGUAAACUGAAGAUGACUUUUAGCUAAAGACUAAAUGACUCUCAUGUACUCUCUUCAAAGUUCCGGGUCUUUCAAAGACUAAAUGACUCUCAUGUACUCUCUUCAAAGUUCCGGGUCUUUCUCUUCUGUCACCAUGCAGAAUUUUACCUGAAAAGUAAUAAUGCAUGGGAAACUGAGAAGUCUUAAUUUGUAAGUACUUCAGGUCUAUCUGUGUGUGACCAAGAAAAAGAGUUUAAGAUUUUCAAGCUUUAAAGGUGGGUUAGUGUUUAACACCUAAGUUUCACUUAUAUCCCCUAAGUUGAGAUCUCAAAAGAGAAACCGGGAUGUCAGGUCUGCUUACAAGGUCAGAUGGAUCUGCUUGUCUUCACUUGAAGCCGCUCUGUGCUAAG
Molecule: messenger RNA, 7342 nt
Organism: Meriones unguiculatus (Mongolian gerbil)
Lineage: Eukaryota; Metazoa; Chordata; Mammalia; Rodentia; Muridae
Gene: Dna2
Product: DNA replication helicase/nuclease 2
Exons: 19
Coding region: 2254-5493 (1079 amino acids)
Biological process (GO): replication fork reversal
Cellular component (GO): cytoplasm
Molecular function (GO): 5'-flap endonuclease activity; single-stranded DNA helicase activity
Source: RefSeq, a predicted model, not a curated record